This is a messenger RNA of Xyrichtys novacula (pearly razorfish), 22469 nucleotides long. The record is from the annotation of a GenBank genome assembly. NCBI's taxonomy places the organism in Eukaryota, Metazoa, Chordata, Actinopteri, Labriformes, Labridae.
ACACUCAGAUUGGACCCACUUGCAGUGCAAAGAGACCACAAGCAAGAAGACUCCGAAGCCGGGAGUAGAAGUACCAACAUUGAUCCUGGAGCUUUUUGAACGAAGAGACAAGACGAGAACACACACAGCGUUUAUUCGGUUCUGCGGACUGUCUGCUGGAGCUCCGAUUUUACCCGAUUUGUACCUCCGCUAUACGCCAGUUUUCUCUGGAUAUAGCAGCUAAACUAAGUUGGUAGUAAACUCUUUGGAGUUUGGUAAGAGUCGCUUUACAUUUUUUCUUUGCUUGUGAGAGUGGACUGCACUGAAACUUGGCAACCGACCCGUUUGGGUUCAGGUCGGGCUUGGACCUGACACAACUUAGGACGAGAGCUGAAGACCUGAACACUUUGAGUCACAACUUCGAGUCAGCUGCUGCUACCCGAGUCCGGACCGGAUAGAGAGCCGCUGACGGGACUUAGGGAAGAGCUUGACAGGUAAAGGGAGACUUUUAUUUCACUUUUGAAUGUGUGCUUUCAGUGAGAUUCACAUUUUCAGAUUCACAAACAAGCCAAAGAUAGUGAGUUUAAGAAAUGCUAAGUUUUUAAUCUGCAACGUGUUUCUGACUGUCUCUGUCCGUGGUGCUGAAACUCUCGCAAGUCUCCCUGUUUGAACAACUUUACCGCUUUUCUGCAUCGAUUUCAGUAACCAAACCUUCCCAAAAAGAGUGAAUUUCACCCUGGAUUUGUUCCGUUUACGUUGUAGUAUACUCGUACUGCGGUCAAGUGAGUUGUACUCCGCGUUACCGGAGCAACAGAAAGUUAGAUCGCGGCAACAGGUUGCACGCUGGAACUUUCCUUCUACGCUUGCAUCGCUGAGGGUUGAUUCACAAGAUUCUACAAUGUCUUCUUGCAAAUGGCAAAUCAAAGUUUAGAUCAUGCAGUUGCUGUUUUACACUCGUAAUGCAUUCAAGUGUGGGCAAAAUCCUUGUAUGUUUGAAUUAAACACUGUCUUCUUUGAUUAACUUAAGCAGCAAUUAGUCAGCAAUCAAUCUUUAAUUCACCCUCUUCCAUGACAAGUUAGAGCUCUGUCAUGAUGGUGCAACUUGUCUCUGUCUUCUCCUGCAGGGACUUGCUGUCAGCAAUCUGCACAAAUCUGCUGUGUAUUGCUGUAUCUUGUUUUUUGCUUCUUUUCAAGUUUGUUUUUGCAACAAAGCCACAACAGGGGGUCGAGUUUUCUUGCACAAGUGCAAGUUUCUGCAUCAGGAACAGCAGAAGAAAAUGCACAAACAGUUUGCAGGAGGAAGCUUACUUAUAGUGGCAAACAGGUGUAUCAUUCAUUCUUAAAAACAGCACAAUACUGAACAGGACUCAGGGAAGAAAACCUGGUUGUAUAUGAUAUGACUUCUCUAUCAGCCUCUAAAAUGCAGAUUCAUGCAUCUUCUGUACAACUUCUUCAUUCAGAAGUCAUGCAAAUCCCUCUGCAGACGAUCAAAGCAUCAUAUCUUAUAAAAUCUUUGCACACUGCUUUACAAUUUUGUUCUUUUCUGCUUUUUUUUCCACUUACAACAUGAUUAAUGCAAAGCUCUCUGCGAUGAGACAGGGUGCUACAAAACUGCAUGAAUACAGCAUUUCUCUGAUGGUUAUCUUGCACUUUCCACACAGAUGUGCAAGAAAAAAUGUUUAAAGUGCAUGUCUCCAUAACGACAAAUGUCCUGCACUUUAAGGCUGCACAAAUGCUGUUGACGACAGCAAACAGACAAGCAAAAGAAAGAGGGCAGAAAGGUUGGGGAGGGAGGGGUGUGAAAGGAGAGAGUAGAGCUCUGCUACGACAGCUGGACUUCUUUUCACUGUGUGCCUGAUCAGAUGCCCAUUCAUGGAGCUUCCGGUUGUUCGGAAGGCGGGAGAGAGAGACAGCCACCUACACAAAGCUGAGGUCUUUGCUGUGUUGCACACAGAGAGGAGAGGAGAGGGUUAGAGGGAGACAGGGAGAUGUUGAAAGGAGAUGUGAGGAAGGUAAUUAUGAGUACUCCGUCUGAAAAGUGCAGGUGCUUCUCACAGUGAAUGUCGCUGCAGGCAUCGCUGUUCCGCUGUGUCCCUGCACUGCCCAUUUAUUAUGAUUAACUUUUCUGUAUCAGUUUAACAUACAGGGAAUCAUCAUUAGGUUUUAAAGACUUCCAUCUCACUGACAACUUAUCAUAUUUAUAUGCUCUAAUUAACAUGCCCUCAGCUUGUUUAACAUAAAUUAAUAAGCAACAAUAAAAAGAACAGUAAGAACAACUUAGACGAAAGAAAAAUAACCCUGAAUUCAUUUGAAGGAUGUUGCUGAGCAACAGUGUUUCCACCUCCUGCACUCCACAGAGCAUCUCCUAUCAUUUCAGCCAGGUUGUGUUUUGUGCAGAGACCUUGAUAUUGAUUCUGUCCUCUUUCUCAAGAGAGUUUGCAGCGGUCAGUGGAGAAUUUAUUUGAUUGCAAGAAGAGUAACUUCUGCAGUAAAGUACCUGUGGAUGCAAAUGAAUGCAUGCAAAAAUCUCUCCAAAAAAGAAUAAAUAUGCAACAUCUGAGUUGAUUUAAAGAAGCUUUGUAUUGACCGUGCAUGCAUUUGCAUCUGUUAUCAUCUCAUUUGUUUGAAUCCAUAGUUCUUUCAGUCUAUCCUUUGGUAUGUGGUGCCUGAAAUGUUCCUAGAGUGAUUUUUUUAAUGCUCUGCAGCAGGGUAUGUAAUCACACCUUGCCACGGACACAGAUGAACAAUUUCUCUUGUUUUCCACUUAAUAGAAGGAGCGCAUUGCACAAAUAACAGAACUAAUAGGCGUCUGUGGUUGCCAGUGGCAAUGCUUCUAUGGACGUCAGACUGACGCACAUGAAUCGCAGUUCAGUGCAGUGUGUGGGAGGAAAAAGCAAGAGCACUGAGAUACCAGUCUGCUGUGAAGGACUGUAAUUGCAGAGCAAGAGCAAUUAUGUCCCUGAGAGCUGGGCAUUUUGGAUCAUUGAAUCUGCCCUGAAACACACUGAUACUGAUCAGAGGCAAAUCCCUGAUGCAUGAAUGUUAGGUCAACAAUGAGUCCAAUUAGAAUGCAUCACAUGAAUACUGAGUAAAUAGUGUAUUUCAUAUGGACACAUGGAUAUCCUGUGUAUUGAUUUCCAACAGUGUGAUUUUGGUUUCCCUCCCUUUAGUAUAUUGACAGAUUUUCCUCUCUUUUUCCCUUCUCUGAUUCCCUGCAGCUCCCUUGUGGUGCAGAUACGACAGAUUGUCUGAUGCACUAAAGCCCACAAAUCCAACACUUCUGUGUGCGGAUCAGUUGAAGUCAGAAAUCCUAGAUAAGUGCAGUAACUUGCAACAAAGAAGUUAUAAAACAACUUUACAAAGAAGAGUGAUCAAAGAAACAAGAGGAAGAACAUCCCCUAAUCUAAGACGACCCAAUGGCGUGGUCAGCUCUCGUAGGCCCCUGCGUGGCCCUCCUGCUGCUCUUCUUCGGCUCGACCUCCUGCACUCCCUCUGGCCCUGCCUCUGCCACCUGCGCCACCUUGGAGCAGAGCCGCUUCUUUGGUGUUUUCACCUCCUCGACCACCCUGCACUCUACGCCCUGUUCCUGGACCCUGCAAAACCCUGAUCCUCGCCGCUACACUGUCUACAUGAAAAUCACCAAGCCUACUGAAUCCUGUGUGCCUCGCCAGAUCAAGACCUUCCAGUUCGACUCCUUCAUCGAGACUUCCCGCACCUACCUGGGUAUGGAGAGCUUUGAUGAGGUUGUGAGGCUGUGCGAUGCAUCCACCACCGUCACAUACCUGGAGUCCAGCAAGCAGUUCCUGCAGCUCCGCAGAGUGGCCCCGAGGAACGGUCUGGAGGUCGUUGAGGAGCACCACGAUGUCAACGAGUUCAAGGCUGAGUUUCUGGUUGUGGGGAAGAGGAACCCAAGCAUGCCUGCCUGCCAGAUGCUGUGCCAGUGGCUGGAGAAGUGCCUGUCGAGCAGCACCCAUGAUUAUCCCUGUGGCAUCAUGAACACACCUUGCCAGUGCUGGGAGGCGCCAAAGAGGAAGCCAGGAAGCUGCUACAGGGGCGGAGUCUAUGUUGAGAAGUGCCUUCCCGUUCCUAAAGACAACGGACGUGACGCUGAGAUUAUCAGUAAGUUUGAAACACUCUGAAAUACAAUGCAAAAGUAAAGAAUCUCUUACUUCUGCAGAGACAAACAAAAACAGUGUCCACCUGUACUAUUGAUUUUGUUGUUUUGUAAUGCAAUCCAUUAGACAAGACCUGUUAAUAUGGGGGGGAUCAUGUUCUCAAGCCCCCCUGCAGCCCUGCAGACAGGUAGAGCCCUGCCAUCAGGAGCUGUUGAGGGUAAUGAUCCGUGUCUGCAGAGUGAGCAGAGGAUGUGCACUCCUCUGCUGCAAAGUAAUGAGAGCUAAAUCAAAGGUGUUAGAGAAAUUUGUCAGAGCAUCUCAAGGCUUUAUUGGCGAGACUGCCUGGAGUGCACACAUCAGUAGCUCUCCAUUUUGUGUGGGGCUGGCAUGUUAGGGCUAAUCGUUGGAGUCUGGGUUUUGGGGAGCGACAGAUAGAUAGGGGGUUGUGUUUGUGUGUGCGUACGGGAUGGAGAGGGAGGGUUGGGUGGAAGGAGCACAAAGACCUCACAGUCAGCUGGUGGCGGAAAUCGAAGUGCUGCACUUGCAGUCGUCAUAGCAACACUCCUGUUUGCUUCACACGCAUACACACAGCUCUACAGUAGUUCACACCAAGUGGUUAAAUCCAAUAAUUACCAUUUAAAACGGAACAUCAAACAAGCUCGAACGCUUUGCUCUGUUCACAAAGACUUGUCCUUGCUCAUUAUCUGUACAUACAGUAAAGAUUCUUCACUUCCUCUUCCUACGUAUGAGCUUUAUGACGGGGAGAGGAUGAGUUGAAUCACUUACAAACAGAGCCAACUAAACUUUUUCAAACUUUAAUAACAAUGCAGUUUUUUCCCAGCGACAUUCAAGCAUGCUUCAUAUCUCUCCUCCGCUUGUGUCUCUCCCCUGCAGAGGGCUGGGCUGGAUGGGGCCGCUGGUCAGUGUGCAGCCAGGAGUGUGGGGGCGGAGUUCAGGUACGCAGCAGAGCUUGCCAGCCUGAGGACGGAGUGUGUGAGGGAACAGUUGAAGAAGGACGGGCCUGCAACCCUCAGCCAUGCAUCGGUAAGCCAGUUCGUCAUUAAGCCGUUUAAUCUUGAGCUGCGGGUGUCUCACAUUCAGCGCUGUAAUCAUGUAAUUUUCUAAUUAUCUCAGGCAAAGAGCGCAACAGGAGCCAAGGUCUGCGUGCUAUUGUUGGUUUGAAGAGAGACAAUGCUGAUGAUGCAAAUUAUGGAGUCGUUGCAACACAAACAGGUACGACAAGGAGGUUUUGGUGCAUGCACUAACACACUGUACGGUUCAGACUUCUUCUCUUCGUAUGAUGCAGAUGGUCCAGGUUUGCUGCAGCUCUAACCUAUUUCUGUUAUCUCAAAGUAGAUACCAAAACAGACGAGUGGUCCACAUGGAGUUCUUGCUCCGUCACCUGUGGAGAGGGCUGGCAAGGCCGUACCCGCAUCUGCGCUACUUCCUCCUACACCACUCAGUGCACAGGACCCCUGCGUGAGAACCGACCCUGCAACAACACUGCUGUCUGCCCCGGUUAGUGCCUCUUUACUCCUCUGUAAUGUGAGUGAGACAGGGUGGAAAACAUCAGGUGUCUUUAUAUGUCUGAGGCACACAAACAAUGUUGUCGUAAUGAAAGCAGCGGUCACACAGAGAGAGCAGGAGCUGAGAAGUAGGAGGGGCAACUUUCACACUGAGAUUCACUCUGAUUUCUGAUCACAAACAACGUUCUUGAACAGCUUUAGGACAGUGUGCAUGAUUACCCCACCUACUGGAGACAUAUAUACCUACACCCUGCAUUCAAAACACCACCUGCACACUUGAAACAAAACAUUUCAUUAAAUCAUAUCCCUUUUGUGUCCUGUGUCUUUAGUGGAUGGCGCUUGGGAUGAGUGGACCCCCUGGAGCCUGUGCUCAUCCACCUGCGGUCGUGGUUAUCGUGACCGUACCCGCACAUGCAAGCUGCCCCAGAAUGGAGGAGAGCCUUGCCGUGGCCCAACGAAACAAACCAAGUUCUGCAACAUCGCUGUCUGCCCAGGUGAGACAAGGACUUAACAGAAAACCAGUUGAAAAGUAACACAUCGGGGACGAGAGGCACCAAAACACAAAAUCCAUUCACCUAACUUCUAAAUUCCAUAGCAACUGUCUCAGGAACUUGACCCUCGAGCUGACUGAUUCAUAUAUAAGAGGUAAUUAAACCACUUAGCGGCAUCCCCACUGUCCCUAAACAGCAGUUGCAGUGGCAGGUUGACAUUAACUGUGACGCAUUCACAGAAAAAAAAAAGAAAAAGGACUCUGUGGGCAUUAGUCAGUAUAACAACUGCCAGUGACUCACACUGUACUCAUGGUCACUCAGUGCAUCACUUCUUCACUUACUGCCACCUACUCAUGUGCUGAAACUCACUUUGAAGUCUCACAUGCAACUUGUAGGUGUAGUUUUUUUACACUUUUCCUACACUAAAUUUGGCGGAGAGCAUCAUUAGUGUGAAAACAACACAUCUCUCUUUUCUUUGUCAACCCAAGGCUUUAUUCUUUGUGCUAUUACACGUUGCCAUCAGCAGAUGUCUCUGCGCUGAAUCCACAGCUGAGUCACUCCUGAAGUCGGAGAGAACAGGAGCUGUGCUGUUAGGCAAAGUCAUUACUGAGAGAUGAUUACACAUUUAGUUUAAAAUUGAAAGGCUGACGAAAUUGAACUAGACUUAAUAGCCUUUUUAGCUUGAGAGGAUUUUUCAUUUUAGAUUAAUCUAACUUCUUGUACUUUGAGUCUAUUUUUCCAUCUAAUGUGGCAGCUUUUAACUGCAAAAUUGCAGGGUUUUUUUAAUCUUACAAAAGCUUUUAUAACCCCAAAGUUCAAUCUGUAAAACAAAAAUGAUCUCCCCAAGGUCAGUCAUUAUCCCCUCUUAUGUAUGUCUAUAUGCACUUUACUAAAAAUGCUUCAAAAUGAGCAUAAACAGUCCACAUUAUUGACCAAUUUAGGUUUUAAAAGUCUCUUUAGUUAAGCAAAGGACACAAAAAAAAAUCCUCUUUAAAAUAAACUUUAUUGAAGUUUUCAGAUUUGUCAGUUUUUGGAGGUUAAGAGGCAGAUAACAGCGCUCCACUUUCUGUUUUACCCAAACUCUAUGUCAUCUGAAAUACUUGUUUCGAUAUUGACACUUCUGGAGCUCCAACAGUCUGUGUAACUCUGUCAUGUAUCUGUGCCGCCCUCUAGUGGAUGGAUCCUGGAACGAGUGGUCAGCCUGGAGUACAUGCUCUGCUUCCUGCUCCAAUGGCACUAUGCAGAGGACCCGGGAGUGCAAUGGGCCGUCUUACGGUGGCUCUGAAUGUCACGGCAGCUGGAAGGAAACCAACAACUGCUUCCUGCAAGAAUGCCCCGGUAAAAUUUUAAAAAAAGCUUAACUUGUAAUUUCAAGAUUUACAAUCCAUAUAAAAAAAGACGAAUAAGAUGUUUCUGAGUCCAGAGUUCAUGGUGCAAAAUGUUCUCUAUGUCUAGUUGAUGGACGCUGGCAUGCAUGGACAUCCUGGGGCGGCUGCAGCAAGACUUGUGGUGGAGGCAUCCAGCAGAGGCAGAGAGUGUGUGAGGGGCCUUUCUUUGGUGGCGAACCCUGCCCUGGUGACAAGGGAGAGCAGAAGAGGUGCAAUGAGAGGAGAUGUCCUGGUAAGUUCCCCAACACAUAUGAUUGAAAGUAGACAAACUGCAGAAAAGACAGAGACAGUAAAGUGUUUUGUACCCUAUUGUAUUGUGUCGUGUUGUCGUUUUAAAAGGAGGAAGGCUUCUUAUUCUUUGUUUUACCUUUGCUACGUUAUAGAACCCUAUGAGAUCUGCCCUGAGCAGAACAAUGGAGACAUUGUGUGGAAGAAAACUCCCGCAGGAGACGUGGCUGCCAUCGCCUGCCCUACUGAUGCCUCAGGUACGAAAACAACAGCAUAUAAGCUGACGUGCUUUUUCUCUUUUCCAGUGUCGUCUUUGUCUUUUCAUUAUCCUCCAAUCACGCAGACUGAACAUCUUAAUUUCUUUAAAUGACAGGUCUGAUUCUGCGCCGAUGCACCCUGGACGCCGUAGGUCUCGCCUCCUGGGAGAACCCGACUCACAUCAAGUGUGUCUCUGAGAACUACCAGAACAUUCAGACACUGGUGAGCCUUAAUUUCAAUUUUAACGCCCCAUCUGUUGUGUCCUCACUCGGCUAAUUUCCCUGAAGUAAAGUCAAAGCAGGGAAUGUCAAAGAUACAGAUUAACCUCUGAUUCUUCUUUCGCAGUCGAGGGACUACAUCUCCAAAGCGCAGAUGGGGCAGAGUGUGGAUGGGAUCGCCGAGGUGAUUUCACGCCUUAGAUUCUCCUCUGAUGAAGGGGCCAAGUACAGUGGGGACCUCUUGGCUGUCAUGGAGAUCCUGAAGAACACCACUGAACUGUACAAGGGAACCAGGCUGAGGCUGAGCAGCGCAGAUACUGAGGUAAGAGAGAAACGUGACGGUAAAAGGAUUGGUUUUUUAAAAAAGUGCAUAUUCAAAGAUAAUAUAUUUUGACCAAAAGUAAAGUAGCAUCUAAUCAAGUUGUGUUUUGUGCUUUCUUCCACCUCUGCCUCUUUUUAAUGAUGCUCAGAACUUCGUCCAGACUAUCAGCAACCUCCUGAAAGAGGAACAUCAUGACAAAUGGGAAGAAGCACAACUGGUACGUGAUAAGAGUGUGUGUUUGAGUGUGUGUAUGUGUGAACAGAGGAGAAAAUAGGUCUGCGGUGCUAAUGUUCUUGUGAUAAUGUGUGGAGGACAAAUUCAGAGAGUUGUCAGUUCAUAGCGAAUACAAAAAAUGUGAAAAUGACUCCCCAAAAUUUCCCUUUGACUCAUCCAAAUAAUGAAUCAGAAUAAAAUGAGUGUAUGAUGCAUAGAGCUUCAUUUAUAUAAGACUCAAAAUAAGAAUAAAUACAUGUCUAAAGUUUUGCAUGUGAAGUAGGUUCUCGUACUUUAAAGACCUGAGCAAAAGUUAUUUGAAUAAAGAGAAAUUUAGUUCAUCCAACCACCUGUUGAUGCACUUUAGUUCGACAAAUAAAAUCAUAUUUCCUGCUCGAACGAGUCAAGAAUUAGUUUUACUCGAACAAAAGAAGAGCAAGACAAUCACUUAGCCUUCCACUCCAGAGAGUAAACAACACGUUUGAGCACAAAUUGAAAACUAGAUUCUGAAUUACGAACGCCACUGCGACAAGACAAAGUGAACACUUCAAGGUCACAGCGAAAAAAGAGCCAGAGAAAAAAAGAGUCAGGGAGAAUCACUGCCGCCCACCGUGCAAUCUGUGAGUCUCCCUGCCAUCCUACAUAUCGACAGCAGUUGUAAGGGGACACGGACAGCACAUACAAGCACACACCUUUUACACCCACAUCGCUGCAGUUCUGCGUCAGAGACACGCAAGUCAGGCAGCCCUCCCUCCCUUCCACCCAGCGAAAGAUGGAGGACAAAAAAACCUGAGUAUGAAUCAACAGCCUGCCCAUUUAUGGCUUUAAGGAAGUUCUGGGGUUGCAUAGCAGCAAGAAGUGUGUUUUUCUCCUCUUGUUUUGUACUUGCACACUUAGUGCCCAGACAGCAUGAGUAUGAGCUGGACUGACACAAGCAGAAAAUCUGUGGAUUGGCUCCAUAUCAUUAAAGUGUUGCAUGCAUAUAAUGAAACUACUUGAAUUCCCCCCUGCCCCUUUCUCUCUACUAUCCCUCCUUUGACCUUUGUCCCUUUUCUCCUCCUUUUCCAUCCAGAUGGGCGACAACAUCAAGUCCUUCCUCCGCCUCGUCGAGGACUUUGUGAACAUGAUCGGUAUGCAAAUGAGCGGCUUCCAGGACAUUUAUGAAGUCACCGAGAAUUUAGGUGAGUCCUAAUUUCCUCUGCCAGCUGCUCCCUGCUCUUGUCUAGUAGUCGGGCGUGAUUUGUCCUCUCUCCAGCCAGAGUGCAUCAAUCUUUAUCUUGUUGUGAAUCCGAGUCCAUACAAGCAGCAGCGGUAGAAUAUAUCACUUUGACAGAGUGUCAGGUCCUGUGACAUGUGCCAUCUUCAAGCAAGUAUAUUUGGCACAACACAUACACAGAGCUCUCACACAAGCUUAUCAAUCAGCCAAAUAGUGUGGGAGUAACUGUAAUCUUCACAAUGAAUCACUCUAUUUGUGACUUCUGUGACUGUUUUGGCUCGCCGAGGUGACAUUCGCACAGAAAUUAGCACGGAAUGAUCCCUGCGGUUGCACACAUGACACAUGAAAACCAAAAUGUCCUUGGCUUUGGAUACUCGCUCAGCAUCAUCCAAGAAAGUAGGAAAACAAAGUCACUUCUUUUUUUUUUGUUAAGUGACAAUAUUUCCUUUUUUUUCUUCUUCCAUCUUUCUCAGUCCUAAGCAUCCACAAGCGCCCCAUCACUACAAAUUCAAACUUCAGCCUCCCUGUACAAGGCUGGAGGGGCCGGUUGGACUGGGUCAGGACCUCUGAGGAGAAGAUCUCUGUGUCCCGUGAUGCUCUGUCCAUAGAGCAAGCUGGUAAGAUCAAGCAGACCUGAUUUUACUCAUUAACUAAUUCUGAGUGUAUUUUGUGGACUUGAAUCUAAGAGGGUUUGUUGUUCUUUACAGAUGGCAACGACGCUUUUGUGACUGGCAUUGUCCUCUACAGAAACCUUGCUUCUUUCCUGUCCUUUCAAAGGUAAAAAAAAAUGAACUCACUUUAAUAUGCAUGUGAAUGGCCUCAGGAGAUACGUUUUGCUGCCACAAGGUGGCGCCCUUGCUUGUCUAGUCGCCUUUUCUCUAUCUUUUUGCUUCAGUUUUAAUUUAAAAAGACCAACAAUACUUAAUUCAAACCUUGACUUUACUCCCUUAACUAAUCUUUCUAAUCACGCCAUGUUUACUCUCUCCACAGUAACACCACCCUACUCAACUCCAAGGUUGUGUCAGUCAUCGUCUCACCCAACCCAACCCUCCUGUCAUCCCCCGUCGAGAUCGAGUUCCCCCACCUCCACAAUGUAAGUCCCUAAUGGUUACUGGAUCUAAUGAAGCCUUACAAAACAUAUCAGCUCCCCCUCUGGGUGUUUGCUCAGCGCGGCCGGUGCACGGAGUCUGACAUUUUGUUGACAUUUCCAGCGACACUGUGACUUUUACUAGAACGUGUGUGAGUUGCAAAAGAUCACAGCUGCUGAGCCAAGCGGUCAGUCGACGCUGAUGAGGAGUCAUGCGCAGUAAUUAAGUCUCUGCAGCUGAGAAGAAGCUGUUUUUAAGGGUUUUUUUGGCGCAUGAUAUCCGGGGGAGGGGAGUGCGAAAAUGUGGGCAGGUGGUUGUCAGCAAGCUGUUGCAUCUCGCAUGUUUACAGUACACCAUCCCCGCCUACACUUUCCCCCCUUUUUUCUGCAGAGACUCCUCAUACUAACUUGUUCAUCUGCCUCUCUUUUAUCCGCAGGGCACCAUGAAUGAGACAUGCCUCUCAUGGGAUGAAAGUGAAACGUGAGUGUUGACCACAGCCGCCUCUCUUCUCCUGCCAUCACUCAUUUCUAUGUCUUCUGUCCCGGGUGGCCUUGUUGUUGUUUAUCUCUCUGCUUGUAGUCUCGUUGUGCAUUCAGUUAUGCAUCUGUCACUGCAUAUGAACAUUCAAACCCCCUUUUUAAACCCGCACUCAUCAAAAGAGAGACUAAUAAUGUCCGCCAGCUAGAAACAGCAGGCCCGGCUCUGCUGUCUGACACACUUAACUGUACUCAGAGUAAAGAAAAUGACAAUCUCAGUGAUUGUCACUUGUUCUAGCUGAGUGACACUUCACUCUGAGGAUGGAAAAACAUGCAGGCCACGCUUCAAACCUCAUUACAUACAUCAGUGAGUAAAUUCACCACAGCCUUCCUUCAGGUCACACCUCAGAGUGUCGGUCUAGAGACAAUGACAUCCGCGGCUCCCUCGCCUCUUAAGUCAUGCUCACAUGUCAGCGCCAGGGUUAAUGGUUGCAACGUGUGGGACUUUUUAAAGAUGCUUUUGAAUGACUUAUGAAUGGAGCUCCUGCUGGAUCAAUCAGCCUCAGGCCCACUCUGCCCCUCCUGGAGAAUACACAGGUGAACCAUUUGCAUUUAGAUGGAUUUGUAUACUUGUGAGGGGGGGGGUAGAUAAGAAAUGAAAAUGCACAUUCACAUUAGCCGCAAACAUCUAGAGUCACUGCAUAAGCAAAAAAAAAAAAAAAAGGAAUGAAUGGAAGGAGAAAAUGUCAUCAGGACCAAUUAGAUUUGUUUUGUGGCCGUUGAUGUGAUUAUCUGUUGAAGAGGGGGACAGUGCAGUUUGGGGUCAAUGUGUGUUUUGCAGAGCUGCAUAUGUCCACCAAUCAGCUGCAAGAUGAAAACAGAUCCAAUGUGCAGCUUAAAAAGUCACAAAUAGAAGAUGUACACUAUUAAACCAAUCUGCAUGAAUCAUAGAUGCCAUCCCCAGCUGAUCUUGCCCUGCAGCCACCCCUACCAUGACAUGACAGUGCACCAGCGUCGACCUGCUGGCUAUGAUGAACCCUCUGAAUACACCCGUCAGUCAGAGCCUGAGGGUGCUGCUCAGUGCACGAACCUCCCCUGAGCUCUCUGGCAUCUGCUGCUGAUGCUCCUUACAAACAAACAUUUUUACACGUCUUUGUCUCAGAACAAAAUCUGCGCUUGCUUAAUCCUGACAGAUUUCCAGAAGCUAUUUUGUCAUCAGCUGUGCAACUCGUUUGAAAGAUUACCUCCAUAAAGCACGCGUUAUUGAUUUUACUUCCUGUUUUUACUCUGAUUGAUUCACGUUUUGUCUGAUCAAGAGUAGACUCAGUAUAAAUCACUAUAGAAUCAUGGCCCAAUCGUGUACACAAGACUGUUGUGUCGUUUUGGAAAGCAGAAACACAAUCAGAAAUCCAUCUGAGGUAUAGAUUGUAACACAGAUUAUCCUCACAUUCCCUCCUUCUUUGUCAAAAGAGGGAACACUGUGUCCUUUUGUCCCAAGUGCAUUGGAAAAGUGUUGCCAGCACUUUUAUGUUUUAUUAGGGAAAGAUUGGCCAUGAGUAGAAAUGAUUACAAUUAGUCUAACAAUACAUUUUAUGAGGGUGAGUGGUCAUCAAUCAUGGCACAGAUUUAGAUUAAUCACGCUCAUGUAAAGCAUCAUUAAAGCUUUUCUAAGGUGCUCUUGAGCUCUUUAGUGGACAUAAAUAGUCUUAUAUUUGUUUCUUACAUACUAGGUUAUAGAAGUGCUAUUCUGAUGUUGUAUUAAAUGGAAAUAGAAAUAGUGCUUUUUUGUGUUUAGUUGUUUAAAAUGCAGCCCUGUUGCAGUGAAAAGCAUACAUUUCCAAAGCUUUCUUUUGUCAGCAUGAAGUUUUAUGUGAGAAAAAUCCCAUUAGGAGGCAUGCACAUGAGACAUUUGUCAGAUCUCUCCUCUCCUAACCCGUCGCUGCCUUCUCUUCUCCUCCUUCCUCGUGCAGUUCCUCUCUGCUCGGCUCGUGGUCUGCGCGGAGCUGCAGAGCGGUGCCCGUUCAUUCAUUCAGAACCAAAUGCGUGUGUGACAGCCUCUCCACCUUCGCCAUUUUAUCGCGCGUCAACUUCGACUCGGUAAGUCUUUUGUCUUUUCAUAUUGUAUUCUUGUUUUUUGCUUUAAAUGCCUCCAUUCUCCGUUGGUUUUUCGAGCAGUGCCCGUGUGUCUGUGAAUGUGUGUGUAUGUGUGUGCGCGCGGUGCAGUGUGGCUGUAUCGUACUUGUUGUCGAUCGGUUUUCUGCCUGCACCUCUUUGUCUCUGUGCAGGUGAUCGGAAGGUGGCAGGCAGAUGAGAUGUGUUUUAUUCAUGCUAGAAUAUCAAAUCAACAUGUUUCAGUGCAGGAAUUUCGUUACGAUUUUAGAUUAAACAUAUCGGAUGGUAUGCGAUCGUGCCGGAUGUGCACGCGCAUGUUAAUUGGACGCGUAUUUUCUUGCAAAGCUCUGCGUAAACGACCAGAUAAAUCAUAUCCCUGCAUCAAGAAGCCGAUUUUAAAGGUCGUGCGUGUAUGAAAGUAAACAUGUUGCUUGCAAAUGUCCAUUCCGAUCACUCUAAUUGACUUUCCGAUCGUUGUAUAACAUGCUUUUACAUCAGAUUUCGGAUCUUGCCUGUUUUCUUAAAUAAUGCAUAUGGGUAGAUGUGAGCAGAGUGAGCGCAGGGGAACUUGUGAACGCACCGGAUGCUUUGAUAACCGAAAUCUGUCAUAACGCAUCGGUCUGCUUCAUGCGCAAAAGACAAUGUGUAAUUUUCCUCCCUGUAGACUGUGUUGCCUCCAAAGCUGCUCGCUCUCCAGUUGCCGUGGCAACGGCUUCUGCAGCGCGAACUCGGGCCUGUGUGAUUUUUGAUAACUGAGAUGCUGUGGGGAAAACACACAUAGACACAUACACAUAAAUACACUGACUCGCACACACACACAGCUACCCUCUCCUCCUCCUCCUCCUCCUCCUUCUUCUCCUUCCUCUGCUCUCUGAACAGCCCCCCUCAGGACAGAGGAAAUGGCCUGUCCAUCUCUGCUGUUCAUCUGAUCACUGCUGCACACAAAAGCAAUCAACAGAUGAUGAUAAGGGGGAAUUUUCUAUUUAAAGUGUGCAUGUUUUGAUAUCUUUACAGAUUUAUUGUUGUGCACAGGAAAAACAGCUUUCAAAUUUAGCUGCAGUGUUUUCUCGCUGCCUUCAGCUCUUCCUUUUCUUCCCGUCAACCUGUUGUUUACAUCCCACAUUUGAUUAGUCCUGCUGUGGCCAAUCUAAAUAGCUACUUAAUAGAUUUGUUACGGGCUGCUUUCUGCCUCCCGUGACAGUAAAUAAAAAAAUGCAGCUGCGGCAAUCAUCCCGUCUGCCAAUAUCUCUGAAUUCUCGAUUACAUCCACCCCCCUCCUUCUUUCUACUUCUUCUUCUUUCUCCUUCUCGACCACAGCAGCCAGUCUGAAAAUGCCAGAGAGAGAAGGAGAGAGGGGGGAGGUGGACCAAUGAGAGACAGACGUCUGGUCAUGCAUUGAUGCCCCCCACCCCCCAUAUUCCUAGUCCACCCCCCCUCCUCUUCCUUGCCCGUCUCUGCAUCCAUCCUUUGAUGUGAGCCGUGGACAUUUUCAAUAACGUCUCUCCGCUCGGCGUAUAAGAGGGAGAGAGAAAGCAGAUGUGGAAACACAGAGAUACUGCAGCACUGCUUCAAUGUGGUCUGAUUUCAGGAGCACUUCAGCAUCAUGUGUGUUUGAGACAUGACGGUCCAGAGGGAACGACCCCCACAUAGGUAGAGCAGCAGAUGCCCUUCAGUGUUCGGCAGAUGUGUUUUUUGCAAACAGCAGAAAAAGAGUCAUUGUUUAAGCUUUCUCGACAUUUUUUUUUUUUUACUCCGUCUAUUCACAAUGAAAGCAAGUGAUCUGAUCAAGGACAGGCAGAAGACAAGCGUCAUAUUUAGGUCAAAGUGGCUGUCUGGAUCUCACUCAGAGGCCCCGGGGUGCAAGCAUCAACCCAGAUCUAGAGAUUGGGGAAGAGAGGGAACAGAACAUACUGUAUCACUUGUUAUUUUUCGCUCUCCCCUGAUUCAGUUUAUGCUAAAGUGAAAAGACAGCUCACCACUCUGUUAUCUACCAUCUGUUUUGGGGCGCUUCUGAUGUAGUUGGAGAGAUUUUGAAACAAAUUUGCCACACUGAAUUAGUGUUUGGCUGCCGUGGGCCCUGGACUCCACCAGCUGUGCUUUGAUUCCAGAAAGGCUGAUGUGUAGCGCGCAGGAACAAUCUGUCAAGGCUACUGUCUAAAUUCAGAGAUGACACCGACAAUGGCAAUCACAUGCAUCAUGUAGGAUUGCAAUUUUAUUCAUUACCUGCAGAUUUAUUACACUUCAGGAUGUUAUCUCCCUCGUAUUUUUGAUCCACUCAACCUCGUCUCACCUUAUCAAAAUAUAACAAUCGCACUCAUCAAUGUAUCGCCUCGAGUCUUUUAUUCGCCUCACGCUCUUUUUGGCGAUAACAAUUUGAUCAAAGGUGUGAGAAUAAAUCCAAAAUCCUAUUAAAGGGGACACUGUGAGAAAGAGAAACCACACUGUUAGCUUUGUGACGCCUCGAGGAGGUGAGAUUUGUGUGUGCAGCGGUGACCCGUCGGCCUCGCAGGUGAACAAGCAGCAGGGACGACGCUCCUCUCUCUGUUCCUCCACCUGAGGUUCGGCGCCGGGGCAGGUUUGAAACACGGGGCUGGUCGGGCGCCGCUGGCAGUGUCAGGCGCUAAUCUGCUGUCAAGAGAUCAGAAGGGCAGGUGGCAGCAGAUUAAUGCACAGGUGAUAAUGGUCCACCUGUUCGAUGCUGCGGGGACGGGCGAGGAGCUGCGAAAACACCGACGUAGAGAGGGGGAAAAAAAAGAAAAAUGGAGUCCGUCAAUGAUUUAAAGCUCAAAAAUGACAGAACACAGGAUGACUCCUCCUGGGAAUCAAACAACCCCCCUCCUCGCUCCGUUGGGGAAGAUAUACGUCCUGUAUCCUCCUCGCCUCAUUUGCUGACUCUAAAGCUGGAUGGAGAAACGCACUGACCCUGACUGUUAGUUUAGUUCGCCGCUCCAUCUUUCUGACACGCUCACGCUGGGGUCACCUUGCCUCAGCCGUGGCCUGAUUGUGCCAUUCAACCGUUCGCCUGCGGGGAGCUGUCUGCUGUUCCAGAUAGCACACACACACACAAACACAGCUUGGAGGCUUUAGCUCGUGUGCGUGCAUGUGUGUGUGUUCUGUAAGAAUAUGUGUGUAUAUGUGUGUGUUUGUAAUCAGCUCUAAAAGACGUGUUUGGUUUGGUCUUGUCUCCUCUCUGUAGAUCAUGGACAAAGCACUCCUCCCAUCCGUGACUCUCAUCGUGGGCUGUGGGGUCUCCUCGCUCACCCUGCUUCUCCUCAUCAUCAUCUAUGUCUCAGUUUGGAAGUAAGUAAUCCGACCAGAAAAGUCUAGUCGUGUCAAACUUUGAUAUCACAGUCUGAGCUCUUAUCUAAAUCUAUUUUUUAAUCACCAGGUACAUCCGCUCCGAACGCUCCGUCAUCCUCAUCAACUUCUGCCUCUCCAUCAUCUGCUCAAACGCUCUCAUUCUUGUCGGGCAAACUCAGGCUCGCAACAAGGUAAGCCCCUCCCCGCGCCUUUCUUUUCCAACCUCUCUAAAAAUCGUAGCUUUUGGGGGAUUUUUAAAGUAGCAGCGCCUCUGACACAGAUUUCUCCUCUUCGCUCUUCUUCCUCGCUCCCCUCCGGCCUCUCUCAGGUGGUGUGCACUCUGGUCGCCGCUCUCCUGCACUUCUUUUUCCUCUCCUCUUUCUGCUGGGUGCUGACCGAAGCUUGGCAGUCCUACAUGGCUGUCACUGGUCGUCUGCGCAACCGCAUUAUCCGCAAGCGUUUCCUAUGCUUGGGCUGGGGUAAGCACACUUAUCUUCACUUCAUUUCUCUUUUUUUUUUUCUCCCGCCUUUGUGCAUCACUUUACUCUCUAACUUUACCUCCUUCUUGCACGUCCUCCAGGCCUCCCUGCGCUUGUGGUGGCUGUGGCUGUCGGGUUCACCAAGGCUAAAGGAUACGGCACUGUCAACUAGUAAGUCUCCUCUCCACCUACCAACUUUUUUCUUUCUUUUUUUUUUUUUACCCCUGCAGUCAUCCAGAAAAGCUCCUUUCUCAGCUCCAGCAUUAAUAUUCCUUCGUCUUGUCUUUUUUAGCUGCUGGCUGUCUCUCGAGGGCGGACUCCUCUACUCCUUUGUUGGCCCCGCUGCAGCUGUUGUUCUGGUACACAUCCUGACUUUGACAUCCCAAUCCAUCACAGGACUUUAUCUGUUUGUAAACGCAUUAGCUAUUAUUAGAUUGUCUUAUCCAUCUUUUUUUUUUUCCUUUAUUCUUUUCUUGAAAACAGGUGAACAUGGUCAUUGGUAUUCUGGUCUUCAACAAGCUGGUAUCCAAGGACGGUAUCACUGAUGUGAAGCUGAAGGAGAGAGCCGGGUAGGUCUUAUUGAUCCUUUCUGUACACCCUGAGUAUUGUCCUUAUCGCCCGCAUCAGUGCUAUUACAAGUGUAUUGAUGAUGUUAUAUAGUACUAACCUCCACAAUCAGACAAGAGGAGUGAAUAUGGUGGAGAAAAGGAAGUCCAUUGUGUCUAAUUUGUUUUGUUUUGUUCUCAGAGCGUCACUCUGGAGCUCCUGCGUCGUUCUGCCCCUCCUGGCGCUCACCUGGAUGUCUGCCGUGCUCGCCAUCACCGACCGCCGCUCUGCCCUCUUCCAGAUCCUUUUCGCCGUCUUCGACUCUCUGGAGGGUUUUAUCAUCGUUAUGGUCCACUGCAUCCUGCGUAGAGAGGUAAAAAUAUAUAUAUAAAAUUAACUAUGAUAAAGUAGCAGGAGCGUAAACGUAAAGGGGAGGCUGUUUUUUCUUAAUGGGCUGAUUUUUUUUUUUCCUCUCCGUCUAUUAGGUUCAAGAAGCGGUAAAGUGCAGAGUGGUGGACCGCAAAGAUGACGGCAAUGGAGACUCUGGCAGCUCCCAUCACAAUGGCCACUCCCAGCAUAUGGUAAAUUUCUUGGCUUAUUGCCGUUUUAAUGUCUAGAGUGGCUCCUGCAUUAUAUCCCUGAAUGAAUACGUGCAUACAUUAAGCACUAAUAGAGUUUUUUUUUUUACUUUUAUCAGCCGUCGGAUAAUGAAAAAGAUGGAGAUUCAAACAGACAAGGUAAGAUCCUGCACUCGCACUCUUAACCAUUUUUCCAUUUCCAUUUAAAUCCCCGAGCCUCACGCUAAACAUCCCAUCAUAAAACAUGAAGCGUUUUCAUUGAAGCGUUUUUCAAACACGGCUUUGCUCUUAGUUUUUGUUCAACUCUCUGUCUUUUUUUUUGUCUUCAAAGGAAUGAAGAGCUCCUCUGAAGAGAAGAUGCCUCCCCCUCAGCUGCCUCUCCCUAUGGGCUCCAACUUCCACACCCUCCCAUCCAACCCCAACAAGAGCCACAUGCAGGCCGUCCCUGAAUACUCCAGCCACACGCUCACCCUGAAGAGAGAGAAGACCCGUCUCGCAGGAGGAGUCGACCCAUCCUGCGGGAAACCCGUGUACGUCUGCGAGGGCGAGCUCUUCCAGCAGCUGGAUGUCGAUCUAGCUCGCGCUCAGGCGGAAGGCGGCUUAUCGGACGGCUCCGGAUAUGUCCUCAUGCCCAACACCACCUCCACCCUGAGGACCAAGCCCAAAGACGAUCCCACCAAGUACAACAUCAGCGUGGAGCAGCUUCCACAGGCCAGGCUCAUGCACCUCAGCGGGCCCUUCGCCGAGCCCCAGGCGGCGUUCGGGAUGAAGGCGAUCCCUGCGGAUCAGGUCAGCGUAUCGUACUCAGAGAGGGACUCCCCCAUCCAGAACAUCCACAACAUGUCCAGCGAGUCUCACAUCACGCACAGCAGCCUGGAGAACACCUUCGAGUCCAUGAACUCCAUGAUGUCCAAGAGCGAGACCAUCUCCACGCUGUCCAUGAGCUCUUUGGAGGUAAGAAAGCGUAAAUUAGUGAAGACCUUACCGAUAAUCUCACGCUUACUUUACACUAACCUGACUCUUUCCGUCUUUAUCCUCACAGAGACAGAAAUCUCGUUACGCCGAGUUGGACUUUGAGGUAAAUAUCGAACAUUCUCCUCUGAAAACAUCGCAAAGAAAUGUGAGAUAUGAAAUCCAUCCCUGUGAGCAUUUCUCAUGGAAGUAAUUGUUUCUGUCUUCUGCAGAAAAUCAUGCACACAAAGAAACGCCACCAGAACAUGUUCCAGGACCUGAACAGGAAGCUACAUCACGCUGAGAAAGACAGAGAGUCUCCUGCUUCUGACAGCAAGGUAGCUUUUUGUCAUUUUUCCACCCAUCAUCCAUUUCAGCAGACGUCAAUCUUUCAUAAAUUCAGAGCUAAAAAGAAAAGAGUCAAAAAAAAGCAUGUGAGGAUGACCCUAUGAAACAACCCGUGGUAUGUGUAUGACGCUGUGGUUGUGUUUACUCGGAGGUCAUUUGAAUAAGGAUGUAUUCUCUUCCUUCCCUCUUACAGUCUGUGAGAUGGAGUGUGUCCUCAGGAGGAAGUGACAAAACAAACCACAGUGUGAGUGUUUAUAUACAACCUCACAGACACAAAUUUUACCGCCUAAAGUCGAGACACACCAUCAGAUAUAACACUUGCCUCAAGGAGGACUAAUGUCCCCAAAUGACAAAAUGACUUUCAUGAUUAGAAAAUCACUCCUGAUGUAAUGAAACCCAUUUCAUUUUGAUUAAUUCAGAAUUGCUCAGGGCUGAUGGGUGGCACCAGAGCUAAAGUGGUUCCUCUUUUUUUCGUCCCACAGGACAAGCAGCAGGCUCCGAUGGAGAGGCCCUGGGAGGGAGUCCGGGGGAUCCCACAGUCACCCCCUGCAUGGGUGCGGAAAGACCUGGAGCCCCUAGCCGCCUCACCUCUGGAGCUGCACUCUGUGGAGUGGGAGAAGAGCAGCACCACCAUCCCUCUGGUGGGGCAGGACAUCAUUGACCUGCAGACGGAGGUUUGAGGGGAAGGAGGGGGGCUAGAGAAGCCGCCUGAUUUCACCUUUGUCACCUCUUUUGGUAUGGGAAUUGGAUCCGGUAUGGAUAGAAGAGAGGGGAAACCAAGAUAGUGAAGAAGUUGGUCCCAGAAUCGAUGUCUUCAAACCCUCAGCCAGAGCAGGAAAAGAGAGAUGGAGGAGUGAGGUGGUGUAAAAGGGAUGUUUAAUGUAGCUUCUGUGUGGACUUGAAGCACUCUCAUGAGUGCUCUUAGGGUCUAAGGGUUAGUGGAGCGAUCGGUGGUUUCCAUGGACCAGGACUGGUUAAUGGUUCCAUUAAUGCUUCACUGGGAGUUUCCUGGACCCCUCAGCCUGGGUUCGGAAGAUGUGGUCGACAUGUCUGUGCUUCUUUUUCCUUCAACUCAACUUUUGAGAAGAGUAAAAUAAUCUAAUAACGGCGUAUCCCCCCCUGAUUUUUGGGAGGAACAGCCGGAACUCUUGGCUGCUUGUCGAACAGCCAAGUUCACUUCCAAACUAAGACAAGGCGAAGGAGCAAAAAGAAGGGCCGGUUUCAUGCUUGGAGUCCAACACUCUGCACUUUUAGAUGAGCACACACAUUUUUUGCUUUUGAGCCGUGGGUUAUUUUAAUUUUCCUGCUCUCUGCUUUUCACUUGGAACUGCUUCAGAAAGCCUUUAAAGAGACUCUUUGAUGAGAAUAUAACUCUUCUCUUUGAGCGCGGGCUAAAUCACGCUGAUAGCGCUUCUCUCUGCUGUUAUCAACCUGGUUAUUAUUAUUAUUAUUAUUAUUAUUCCGAUGGUUAUUGCUAUUAUUGUUCUUGUCAUUAUGAAUUCAUAGCCUUUAAUUUUAUGACUUCAUCCUCCACUCUGCUGUCAGGCGAAAGAUAUAUCCUUUAUUUUACAGUGAACUACAGUAUUAGGCUCAUAAAUAUGACUCAAUGAAUCUGUGAUGUGAUUGCGAUAGACUGCAUCGGGACAAACACACGGAGUGAUGAUGGAGGUGAUUGUUAACAGAAAAAUGACCUGGUUUCUUUUUGAUACCAAAACACCAGCACCAGGAAAAACACAGACUCUCACACAGGAAGAGCAGUGCACUCUGGGUAUUUAAAAAAAAAAAAACGCUGGGAUGGAUAUGUGAAGGAUGCGCACCUCCUCUCAGCAUGCACACGAUGCAGGCUCUUCCAUGUCGUACAUGAGGAUUCCGAGGGGUUCGGCGAGACCUUUUCAUCAUCGCACUUCUGUUUUUGCUCAGCCUUGCAGGACUCUUGGACCGAGCAGAGGCUUCCUGGCGCCGGCGGGACUUCCAGAGCGGCGCCAGGUCCUCGAGACUUCAACACAUUUGUGUUUCAGCCAUCAGUGUGAAAUAGUGCAAUAUGAUGGGCGCUUGAUGCUCAAGCAAGACUGAUAUUAUGAUUUUGGCAGUAUUUUUUCUUACAAAUGUUUCCAAACUUUUGUACCAUCUUCCUCAUAUUUACAGAGCAUAUAGAUGCUUUAUGGGAUUAUUGUAUGACAAAUCUGUAUUAGUAAUUCAAGGAAUUUAUUCACUAGAGAUUUGUUAGCACAGGACUCCAUAUUUGGAGCUCUAUGUGACAGGUAGAUUAUUGUACUUCUAUAACGCAGAUGUUAUAUAGAAUGAAUGGUAUCUCUAAACUGUGCUUCAGGAUAUUUGUGAUUACUCUUCGCUGUGUAGCGAGGGGUGAUUGAACCUCAUGUCUUCUGUAAAAGUGUGUUUUGAUAACAUCGUCAGUAACUCAGUAGUAUGUACUACCAGCCAAUUCCCCCGUCCCUCCAGAUUCCAGCGUCCAGCCCGAUUCAUACCUCGAGUUACUCGUAUCGAAGACCCAUUUGUAUUCUCUUGUCACAGCUUUGUUUUUAAUGUUCCGUUUUACCUCCUGUAAAUGUACAGUUUUCACAGCACAAAAUGAAUGUGACUUAUUUCUAAUAAAACACAUCUAUAUUACAUUAACAA